Molecule: messenger RNA, 325 nt
Organism: Echinostoma caproni
Lineage: Eukaryota; Metazoa; Platyhelminthes; Trematoda; Plagiorchiida; Echinostomatidae
Source: the annotation of a GenBank genome assembly
GGAUGGUUCGGGCAGAUUUACGAUGUUGUUCAGUCCGGUGUCUCAAGCUUUAUCGGUUGCGUCUCGUGGAUUAUCGGUGGGGUGUACCGAUUCGGUUCCGGUCUUUUCUCUUCCGCUGUCCCCGAUCGUGUGGCCGCUCCAGGUUCGAGGUCAGGCACACCGACUCCGCGGGACAGAGGUCCUUCAUCUACAGUCAAUCGGGCUGUUCGGCGUCAGGGAAACAUGGCUCGUCUGUCCCACUUGCCGGAUAAUUCAGACGACGAACAAGCCCGAUGGAACGGUAAUUCAACGGAACAGCUGUAACACCACCACCACGAUUCGGUGA